Alternaria burnsii is the source of this 6378-nucleotide messenger RNA. Its product is annotated as wd domain containing protein. The coding region runs from base 1 to 6378 and encodes 2125 amino acids. Gene Ontology annotation, biological process: tRNA methylation. Gene Ontology annotation, molecular function: protein binding. Gene Ontology annotation, cellular component: cytoplasm. The transcript is spliced from 7 exons. The record is from RefSeq and is a predicted model, not a curated record. Lineage: Eukaryota; Fungi; Ascomycota; Dothideomycetes; Pleosporales; Pleosporaceae.
AUGAACAACACUCUCGCAUGUGAUGCUUCCUCGCCAAUGUUUCCAACCCUGCACCAUGAGUGUACUCGCGUACCCGUGACGGCACUGGCUUCUUGCGGCGCUCUGCUCAUCGUCGCCGAAGGCCCCUUUCUACGCUUCCACCAUGCCAAGGACUCGCGGUACAUAUCCUCAAAACGCGUCUUCAAAGCCCAAGCCGUUCAUGGAAUACGUGUGUUUUCAGGAGAAAAUGCCCAUACCAUUAAGCUAGUCAUCUGGGGUGGAAGACUUGUCCGCGCUCUUGAAAUCCACCUCGCAGGCCAAGUUGACGUACAAGGCUUGAGCUUGUGUUUUUCUAAUAUCGCAAAAGCUUCAGACUGGAUUCUUGAUCUUGCUCCUAGACCAAAAAGCUUGGAUGACGAUUCCCAAUAUCACAAAGCAGUCUGCAUUGCUGUCACUGCUCACAACGCACUAGUGCAGGUUGAGAUUGAACAAAGGAAGUCAGACACAACCCAGAAUACCAAUGGUCUUGAUGUCUCUGUGUUCGACCUUACCUCUAGUUCCCGAUCCAUCCUCUACUCGGCCCACCUUUUCUGGGAAAAUCUGGACCGCGUCCUCGUGGCCGCUGGCACAGCAUUUGGCGAGAUAAUAUACUGGUCAUGGUGCGAUGGUAUCCCCGAUGCUCCGGCUUCACGCAUCCACCGCGUCUUUCUGGGUCAUGAGGGCUCGAUCUUUGGUGUUCAAAUUUCAAAAGAGCUGCCUACUGGAUGCUGCCAAAAACUAAGGCGGGUAGUAGCAAGUUGCAGCGACGACCGCACCAUCCGGAUAUGGGAUGUUUCAGAUGUGAUUACGAGUGCGACUACUUCGGAGGCUGAUGACAAUGACCUGGAAGUUCUAAGGACGCGUCAUACCGGCUUCACUAACGGGGCUUUCGACUCAGACGAGUUCAAUAGUUCAAGCUGUCUCGCGAUAGGAUGGGGACAUCUCUCGCGCGUUUGGUCAGUUCGGUUUCUCGAAGCAUCCCCAUGCAAUGGGUCAUUGCUGCUCCAAUCUGCCGGUGAAGAUGCCACCGCACGAACGUGGGAACUCACGCCCAACCCUGGAAAUAGCGCAAACUUUCUCUAUAAGUUAUUGGAACUUGAUUGCGCAGCGCAUCAUAGCGGAAAGAAUCUGUGGUCUUCAGUUGUCUCUGAUGUCUCGACUGGAGUCCAGCAGGUUAUUGCAGGUGGCUCUGACAGUAAAGUCACAGCUACCCCACUCACUCGCGUCUUGCAAGCAGAGAAGAACCUGCGCGGUACGAUCGCUGAGUAUACUGUAAAUGACAUACUGUCAUGGGCGCAAGUGGCCGAAACAGGUCUUGACAAAAGUGGACUGGUGCAGCCCCCAAAACCUUCAAAGAAAGCAGAGUUUUUCAGAAGCUACUGCUUUGUAGACGAGACCUCGUUCUUGCUUACGACAAAUUCUGGGAACGUACUAAUCGGUACAUUAUCAUCCACCAAGGUUCAUAACCAAUCAAGUCUCCUUUCAGAUUCGACUCUACUUGAUCGAUUAGAAGACCUUUCUGGUUACUCCGUUUGUACGAGUGGGUCUCGUCCUGGUUUCGCUUACGUUGCUGGUGGCAGCGGCAAUAUCUAUGUUUAUAGCAAGAUUUCGGCUACCUUCACAAGCCUCUAUGCCGUUGGUAGUAAGAUCGGAGACAUAUUCGCUGCCGAGCUGGUAAAUUCUGAUGGUCCAGGUUCGACAGUUCUUCUUGUAACUCUCGUUGGUCAAGGUGAAGCGCGACUAUUAUAUGUGGAUCCUAAUUGCAGCACAAAUAUUCAGAGAGUCAUACCAAUACCCGUAGCGGACUCUUCGACCGGUUCUGUCAUCACCAGCAUGACAUAUGCGAGAGCAUCCGGCAGGGAUUUUGUUAUGGUCGGGUUCCGACGUGGAUCGAUUGCGCUUUUUAACGUCCACAACGAUGAGGAGGGCAAGCAUGAGGCUACUUUGCUAAGAGUCAUCGACAAAGCACAUGGAGGAGAAGCAGUUACCUCGCUCACAUGGAAACCCUCAUGUGAAGCUACUGGGCUUGGCCAUCUGUUCUCAGUAGGAAGGGAUGGACGUCUUUGCGUGCACCAACUUGGUUCAUCUGCGAAUAUAGUCGAAUUGGUACAUGACCUUGCGCUUCCAUUCGGGCCCAACAUCGAAGGGUUAUACGUCCAGGAUGGGCGACUCUUCAUACACGGUUUCUCAAGCAAGAAAUGGUACCUUUAUGAUGUCACUAACGAAGAGGAGGUCAUGAGCAUCGACACCGGAGGAGCACAUAGGAGUUGGACCUUCCGGUCGCAUUUGUCUGUAGGAGGUACUCUCGUGUGGACACGAGCUUCUAGUAUGCAUAUCUGCAGUCAGAACGGAGCAAAUCAUGCUGUCAUUCGACCAGGGGGUCACGGGCGUGAAAUCAAGGCGGUAGCGGUUUCACCACAAGGUGGAAGCCGAUCUCGUCAACUUAUCGCUACUGGCGCCGAGGACACCGAUAUCAAGAUCUUCCAGUACGCUGAGAAAGAUUUCGCUUGCCGAAGGACUAUUCGCAAACACACCACAGGCAUUCAGCAUCUGCAAUGGUCGCAUGACGGCGAGUAUUUGUUCAGCAGUGGUGGCUGUGAAGAAUUCUACGUAUGGCGGGUUCGUGACUUAUUGACAUCUGCUGUCGAUAUCGGAGUAGUAUGUGAACAUGUAUUCGUGCCAGAAAGUGAGCAUGCGGACUUGAGGCUUAUGUCUUUCGAUGUAAUCACGUUGGGAUCUGCACAUACUAUUGCAAUGGCAUUCUCAGACUCUAGCAUCAAGGUUUACCGUUUUGACCCUACUGUUACUGUGAAGUGGCAGCCUCUUGCGAAAGGCCUGUACUUCACAUCCUGCCUAACGCAAUAUGGUCAUGCUGUGAUAUGGCCGCUGGCAACCGAGACAGAACGAUUGUCAGGCGAUUCUUCUGAUCCGACCCUUCAGCUGGCAUGGCAUCAUCCGGCAAGGAUACACCAGAACUCUUCGAAGGCCAUGGCAUGCCAUUCCGUCGAUGCAGACACUUGGCUCAUCGUGUCUGGCGGAGAUGAUGGCAGCCUGGCGUGUAUACUCGCACAAUCUACAUCCUCACACUCGUCGACUUCGCCGGCGACCUCUUACGUUUCGCCGCCAAUCCUCGCCAGUCGUGCACAUGGCUCUGCAGUGACAUCAUGCAGUCUCUUGAAGCACAAAUCACGCGUUCUCCUAGUCACAUCAGGAAAUGACGAGUGGGUCCGACUGUGGGAGAUUGUCCUUCGGAACAAUGAUGAUGAAGUCAGACAUGAGAUUUCAGCAGAGCUUGAAGAUGCAUUGGUGAUCCAGAGAUUGGGCAAGAUCAAGACGAAUGUUGCAGAUGUCACGUUCACAACCUCGACUGAACCUGUCUCACACCAGAUCGACAACGACACACCACGAAGACAGCGAACGUCGACAAAAAUCAUGGUCGCUACACGCCGCGGUGCGAAGAAAGCCCCAGAGGCCACCUCUGCGCCCUCAAACACACUCAACGCCCCUCCCAAACGCGGCGGCAGGAAGAAGGCAGUCGAUGAGAUCGACGAACUCGCGCCUUCCCCAAUCAAACCCACAAAGACAACCGCUGUGAAGCGCAAGGCGAAGGCUGAGCCUGAAGAUGCCGAGCCGCCCAUGGCUAAGAAGACGGUCGCAACAAAGACAGCGCGCACAGUCAAGGUCCAGACGAGAGCUGUGCCUGCACCUGCUCCAGCAACAAGAGCGACGCGUGGUCGCAAGGCUGAGGAACCUGCCGCUGCAGAGGAGCCCGAAAUUACCGAAGAGGCGCCCAAGCCAGCAGCCACUCGUACACGCAAGAUCGCGGCAGUAAAGCAGGCACCUGCACCCAAACUUCAGAAGCCUGUUGUUGCCGAAGAGCCUGCUGUCGAAGAGGCACCUAAAGCAACAUCCAGGGUACGCAAAGCACCUGUACCCGUAAAGAAGGCGCCCACCACCAAGAAGAGCGAGCCUGCUGCCACCGAGAAAACCACCGUCAGUGAGCCGGCUAAGCCAGCAACUCGAACCCGCAAGCCACCAGUACCCAAAGCCUCGGCAUCCGCUCCAGCCCCCGUCAUCGCACCCAGAGCCACACGUGGUCGCAAUGCCCCGGCAGUUUCACAAGACUCGCCUCUCAAGGCACCGGCCCGGAAGCCUACAAAGAAGGCCACUGCUGUUCCCAAGACGAAAGCUGAGCCUGAGGCUGUCGUCGAAACAGCUGAAGAGCCAAUCGCUGAAGUAGUCGAAGAGCCAAUUGUCGAGGCAGUUGAAGAGGCAGAAGAGCCAGUUGAAGAGGCAAUUGAACAACCGGUCAUCGCGGUGGCUGACGAGCCAGCCAUAGAAGUGAUUGAAGAGUCAGUCGUCGAGGUUGUCGAGCAGCCAUUCGCGGAGUUUCCUGGCUACCCUACAACACCCACACACAUCUCUGCCCCAAUGACUUCUAGGGAAGCCGUCGCUGAACUACCGGGCUACCCGACUACACCAUCCCACGUCAUUGCGCCUCUGUCAAACGAGCAGGGUCUUGCAGAACUAGCAGGAUACCCCACGCCGCCUGCGCACAUCACUGCACCCGUUGUAGCAGCCGCCCAGGAAGAUGAUGUCGAUGUCAUUGAGCAUGAGUACAACGACGUCGCCAUGGAGGAUGUUGAGGAUAACGAGCCGGUAGAGCAGAGCGAGGCCUGCCAGGUCUUAACGGUUUCUGAGGCCGAGGAGCAUGUCACGACAGUGGUAUCAGAGGAUUCUCAGCACGUUGAGUACCCUCACAUCGAAGAGGAGGAAAUGCGCGAGGACCUCGAUGCUACAGUUGACAUCUCCACAUCCGCUGCAAGGUCUCCUGUGACUGUCCAGCCUGAUACCUCUAGCUCGGCCGCUAUAACAGUAGAUAACUCGACUGCCGACAUUUCUAGCACUCCCUCUGCCGAGGUCGUCUGCGGUAUGACUGACCAGGAAGCAUUCGAGGAACUUCCAGCCGCAUACCCUACCACACCAACUCACGUUUCCGCUCCCAUAACUUCUAAAGCGGCAUUGGCCGAGCUCCCGGAUUACCCCAAGACCCCUGCUCAUAUCUCUGCCCCUGUAACUUCUAAAGCGGCGUUGGCUGAGCUUCCGGGUUAUCCAAAGACCCCAGCUCACAUCUCUGCUCCUGUUUCCUCCAAAGCAGCAUUGGCCGAGCUCCCCGAUUAUCCCAAGACUCCUGCUCACAUCAAGGCACCGAUGACUCCUCGCCGCGCUCUUGCUGAGUUGCCCGACUAUCCCACCACACCAAGCUUGGCACUCGAAGCUGCUCUCCAGGAAGAGAUUACCAGGUCAGUCAAGAAGCAGACACCAUCGCCUGUGAGAUAUCCAACUCUCAAGAAUGACUCAUUCGAGCUUGAGGAGCCUAGCGAGAUUGCCGACAUCAGCGAGGUCACUGAGGCUAGUGAAGUCGGUGAGAUUGCGGUUGCGCAUACUGCAAUUGAACCUUCCCCGUUUGUAACCAGGCCAAUCAUGCAACUGGCGCCACUCAAACUCGCUCCUACUUUCGCAGCACCCGAGCCAGCAUCACCCAAGAAGUCUGCCCUGCGAUCACCUCAGAAGGUCAAGGACGCUAAGACCCCGAAGAAGACUGUUGCUUGGACCGACGUCCAAGCGGAUGAGAGCGAUCUAUUCCUGUAUGACGGCAUUCUUCAGGGCAUGGUUUUCUACGUCGACGUCACAAGCAACGGCAGGGAGCAAAACUUCCUCUUCCGUGGUCUGCUCGAAGAUCUCGGCGCGAAGGUAGUCCAAGAUAUAUCGCACGCGUCCUUGAGCCACGUUCUCUUCAAGGACGGAAGCAUAUCCACACUGGAGAAGUGCCUUGAGAGCAAGGGGGCGAUUAAGUGUGUCAACGUUGGGUGGGUGUUGGACAGCGAAUCAAGCAAGAAGCGUAUGGACGAAGAGCACUAUCUAGUUGAUCUAUCGGUUGCGAAGCCAGCAACUCCUCUUCCCACAACCGUCGCGAAGCCCUUCACGCCGUUCAAGACUCCUUCCAAGUACGCGCUUCCACCUUCGUCUCAAUGCAAGAUGCCCAGCACACCAACAAGCUCCGAGUUCGAUCGCUCCUUCAACGACGAUAAAGAAAAUUGCGAGGUUGGCAUGUUCUUCGACAACGACAAGAGCCCUCUCGCACCUCGGACUGCUCCUAUCAAGAAAUCGUCUUUCCUGUUUAGCAGGUCAGCCAUCAAGACUCCGUCCAAGUCCAUCUUCCUUGGAGCUACGCCCUCAAAACCGAUCUUUUCGACUGUCAAGCCUGCUCCUCAGGCUGCCACUACUGUUAAGAAGCGCCCCGCAGAGUCGUCUUUCUUCGGCUCCCUUGGCCCGCCCAAGAAGUUGCGUCUCUUCUAG